CGUGCGGGCGCGAGGAUUCAGGCGAGAGAAACUUCCAGGCCAUGGCCGCCAAAUUCAAAUUCGCUACAGGGAGUGCAAGUGAAAAUACAUCGAGAAUAAGUACUAUCAAACGAAGUUCACCAAGUCAACAAGUGGCGAUGUCUUAUAAAGAACUAGGUCUUGAAGAAGAUGUCUCCCUCGCACCCCUCCCAUCGAAAAGAAGACGUAGAGCUAGAAAAAGCGCAGGGUCUGAUAAAGUAAGGAACUCCAAUGAUGCUGAACGUGAAAAGAAACGAGAAUUUUCCAAUGAAAACACAGCACACCCUUACCAAAAUGAUGGACUCAAUAAUACGGGUCUGUUGACAACGCACAAUACGAAAAACUCCUGUAGUACCCCAGGUCACACCGAGAAAUUACUUGAUGGUAACCCAGAAAAUCAUGAUUAUUUUGCCAAAGAAGAAACUACAAACACUUUUCAGGAAGGCAUGAUUCAUGAUAUUUCGUUUAGUCGCAAUUCUAAGUUCGGAUCAGCAGGUAAGACUACCAUGGUUUCUAGCACACAAGGACGUAACCAAAAUAGUCCUCCUGAUACUCCUGAAAAGCCCAGUCUUUCCAUUGAAAAACGACCAGAUUCUUUUCAAGAAGACGUAUGUCAUGUUCCGUGUGGGAGUGGAACUGAUUUGGUAUUGGAACAAAGCUCAGGUCCUUGUUUUUCUAAGAAUUUGUCAAGCGGUUCAAGUGCUGAUUUGCGUAAAUCGACCAAUGGGGCGUCUCGCGGAAACGUUUGCGAUAAAACCUUUGCAAGACCUUCUGUUGGAAGCAGCAACGAAGCACCCACGACCGCUGUUCAUUCGCGCGCUUUUGAAUGUAACAUUGAUUCCACUUCAUCUCACUUACCUAACAACACUUACCCAUCGCAAAACAUAGCUUACCCAUCGCAAAACAUAGCUUAUAGUAAAUCUAAUUUAAAAACUGCCGGAAAUACUAAAGACCUGCGUACAACCCUUCCACUCUCUCCCGUAUGUAACGCCGCCGGGGACAGGCUUGCUGGUUCUACUGUCAGUAGUUCCAGCAAUGGUAGUGCGGCUGCAGUACGUAGUACAGUGUUAACUCAGACAGCUAACGCUUCUGGUAUCCCAAAUGUCAAUUACAGUGCUAAUGAUACGAAUAGUCCUGCAUAUCGCUCGACUUAUUCUAUUUGCAGUAGCACUUCACAUGAAGUAUUAGCUAAUGCGUGUGUACUUAGCGAUUCUGAUGCCUCGAAUAGCGACAGUAUCGCAUUUGAUAUCCCAGCAUCCCCAGGGGUAUCUGCGCCAACGCGAGAUGAACUUGCUGAGUUGUACAAGCAGCUUGAAAACGGUGAUUUUCAAGCAUGAGCUUUCCCUGUCAGUUCACUCAAAGAACUUUUGUAGCCUUCGCGACUGCCGRACUGAAAGGACUGGAAUCUAUAUUCCAGGCAACGCUAUUACGCUUCUGGAUUUAUCCAAAUAUUUGUACACACGCUACUCGAAAGAAAUCAAAUUAAUCAAUCAAUCCAACGUAAAUUUAGGGCAAUAGAUAGUGAAUCAGGGMUCUGGGCAUCAGACCCGGAAAAUUUUUUAUCAUAAUUCUUAUAUUUAAUUUUUUUGAAGAGAUAUUUGUAUGAAAUUAACUUAUUAGUAAUAAGCAUUUUGCAAUUUUAAAAUCCACAUUUUGAAUACAACUGUACAUUAAAAUUAUUAUUACGUUUUGUAAUUUUAAAGGGCAACUGCUGCUUCUAUUCUUAUAUAUCGUAGGUUUUACUUAAUAUUUCUAUGAGGCUACUCUAAAUAUCAUGAUGAUAWUAAAAAACGCAAAAACAAAAUUUUAAUUACAUUUUUUCACCUUUUUCUGCGUCGUCUCUCUGAAAAGCUUCGUUUUAUUGUCACGUGAUCAAGUGACGUCACACGUGGGUAACCUCAUGAGUCAAAAUGGCGGACAGUGAUUCGAGUGUUUCGAGCAGUGAUUCCAGUGAUUCCUCUGAUUCAUCGAGCCUUUGCUCGUCAUUCAUUGAAGACUUGGAAAACAGGAAUUCCGAACAAACCUUCAAAGGGUUUAUUGAACCUUUUAGUUUUGAGCCGCAAGGCCAAAACAUUGAAGAAACGGAUCAUGUAGCGGCAGAGGAAAAUGAAGUGCAUACAGAUGAUCGCUUGAUGAACACAGAAUGGUAUUCGUUUAUGUUCAUUAUUUACCCUUUUUAUUAGCUAAAUUCUGACACAAUACUUUUACGUUGCUCAGUAUUCGAUAUGAAUAGUUUUGGAAAAUCU
This is a messenger RNA of Exaiptasia diaphana, 2264 nucleotides long. RefSeq lists its product as uncharacterized. Bases 42 to 1355 code for a protein of 437 amino acids. Lineage: Eukaryota; Metazoa; Cnidaria; Anthozoa; Actiniaria; Aiptasiidae. The record is from RefSeq and is a predicted model, not a curated record. The transcript is spliced from 2 exons.